UCCACUCUUGUCUUGGCGCCACCAUACGUAUUGUUACUCGACUGAAACUGAACCCCUCCUCCUAGCCUCUCGGCCGCCCUUUGUUCCUCCCCUCCGUUCGACGCCGGCUAGGCCGCGCCGGGGACUCUCCUCUCCUUCACGCCUCACUCUCUCCCUCCUCCAGUCUCUGAUCCUCACUCGCACAGUCGGGCGCGAAGCUCGAGUUUGGGGGCUCUACUCUCCUUCACGCCGACAGCCGACGCAACGCUCGAGGAUCCUCACUCAGCUCGUCUUCCUUGCUUUCUGUCUCCGACGCCACACAAGGAAGACUAGUUACUGAGAAUGGCAGAAGAGGUUGAAGGAGUGACAUUUAAGGAUCUGGGCUUAUCUGAGCCGCUGGUGGAAGCCUGUGAAAAGUUGGGGUGGAAAAAACCAUUGAAGAUUCAAGCUGAAGCAAUUCCUCUUGCACUGGAAGGAAAGGAUGUUAUUGGGCUCGCCCAAACUGGCUCUGGGAAGACUGGUGCCUUCGCUCUUCCCAUACUGCAUGCCCUUCUUGAAGCGCCGCGACCAAAAGAUUUUUUUGCUUGUGUGUUGUCUCCCACAAGAGAGCUUGCUAUUCAAAUCUCCGAACAGUUUGAAGCAUUAGGUGCUGAAAUUGGUGUCAAGUGUGCUGUGCUAGUUGGAGGGAUUGAGAUGGUGCAGCAGGCAAUCAAGAUAGCAAAGCAGCCUCAUAUUAUUGUUGGGACACCUGGUCGUGUUAUAGAUCACCUAAAAAACACUAAAGGCUUUACUCUUAACAGACUGAAAUAUUUGGUCCUAGAUGAGGCUGACAGGCUCUUGAAUGAGGAUUUUGAGGAAUCUUUAAAUGAGAUUCUGCUAGCUAUCCCUCAACAGAGAAGAACAUUUCUGUUUUCUGCUACAAUGACUAAGAAGGUCCAAAAACUCCAAAGGGUUUGUUUAAGGAAUCCUGUGAAGAUCGAAGCAGCAUCUAAAUAUUCUACUGUCGACACUUUGAAGCAGCAGUUUCGCUUUUUGCCUGCUAAGCACAAGGAUUGCUACCUCGUCUAUAUUCUGACUGAAAUGGCUGGAAGUACGUCCAUGGUGUUUACCCGCACAUGUGAUUCGACCCAGCUCCUGGCUUUAACUCUUAGAAAUUUGGGCCUCAAAGCCAUCCCAAUUAACGGUCAUAUGAGCCAGUCAAAGAGACUUGGAGCCUUGAACAAGUUCAAGUCUGGAGAUUGCAAUAUUCUUAUUUGCACAGAUGUGGCAAGUAGAGGUCUGGACAUUCCUACAGUAGAUAUGGUUAUCAACUAUGAUAUCCCUACAAACUCAAAGGAUUAUAUACAUCGUGUGGGAAGAACUGCGCGGGCAGGGCGAUCUGGCGUUGCCAUUUCCCUUGUGAAUCAAUAUGAACUGGAGUGGUACAUUCAGAUAGAGAAGCUUAUAGGCAAGAAGUUACCAGAGUAUCCUGCGCAGGAAGAAGAGGUUCUGCUUCUGGAAGAGCGUGUCAGCGAGGCCAAAAGAUUAUCAGCAAUGAAAAUGAAGGAGAAUGGAGGGAAGAGGAGAAGGAAGGGUGAAGGAGAUAAUGAAGAGGAAGAUAUUGAAAAAUAUUUAGGUCUCAAAGAUGGAAAAUCAUCCAAGAAGUUCAAAAGGAAAUGAGACUAUACCUCAGCAGAUUAGUUUUUGCAAUCUUUCAUUGUAUAUGGCAAUUUUGAUAUUUAUUAUUUAUUUAUAUUUAAUAUACUUGUUGCGUUAGGUCCAGUUUUCUUAACUAUAAUGCGCUCCUGCUAUUGCUAAUGUCAUUGUUCAGAGGGCUUGGUAUUGAGGGAUCUAGAUGAAUUGUAUGAUAGGGAAAAACUGAUGUUAUAAACUUUACCAAUGAACCUUUUCCAGACUCCAAUCUGUCUAACUUCCUUUGAAUUCA
Molecule: messenger RNA, 1903 nt
Organism: Neltuma alba
Lineage: Eukaryota; Viridiplantae; Streptophyta; Magnoliopsida; Fabales; Fabaceae
Product: DEAD-box ATP-dependent RNA helicase 10
Exons: 14
Coding region: 322-1638 (438 amino acids)
Cellular component (GO): cytosol
Molecular function (GO): ATP binding; nucleic acid binding; RNA helicase activity
Source: RefSeq, a predicted model, not a curated record